AUGGAUCCUUCGAAUGACAUGUAUCCUACACCCUCGCCUAAACGCGAUUUUAUCGAAUUUUGUGAAUCCCGCGGCCACUACGAUUCUACCCAGGAAAUCACGAACCAAGAUAAGAGGCAAAGAUAUAGCUUUAGUGAAAGCUUCACCCGUUAUAGAUCACCUUUGCGUAUUCCUAGUGGUGCAAAUACCCCAUGUUCCAGUCCGAGCACUCCUGCUGUGUAUCCACUCUCCGUCAGUCCUGUCGGCCAUUCUUCUACAGAGACGGAUAGUUUAGCAGUCUUAAGAUAUCAUGCAGAAGAAAAUAUCUACAAGAACCCCAGAUGCUUGGGGGCCCCACGGAUCGAAGUCAACAGUCCAGAUUCCUAUGCUGGGCGUGAAAAUUGUUUCAAAAACCUGCAUUUGAAUGAUACCGAUACGCCAAUAAGUUUCAAUGAAGAGUAUUACGAUGAAGACGACAUUGUUAUGCACCAAGAAAUUAAUGGGCCAGAGAUGUGUUUUGGAAUGAUCAAAUACUCUACCAUCGUCUCUGGACGUGCAGACUAUCUGCGACAGCUUUGUGUACCACAAGUAGUGAAUAGUAAGAGGAGCAAGCUUAAAACGCAUACCCAAAUUGAGACAACCAUCAACUUUCUGAAGUCACUCGCAACAGUCCAUCUAUCUUCUGGAGAUAAGGAAUACAUUGGAAUCUUAGAUGAUAUUUCAGCGAAGGGAAUUUCUCAAAUCCUAGAGAUACCAUCAGUUCGAUUACAGGCCUUUCUACCUUCACCACAACCGUCCCCUGAGUUACCCCCGGAAGAGAUACCCAAAACAAAAACCAAAGAGCCACAGAACUCGAUCUUUAUCUACAUUAAUGUUUACGGUGCUAGCAGUGUCGGAGAUGAUGUAGGAAAGAUCCUUUCUACAAACCGCAUCUAUCUUCAGUCUCCAGUGAACAACGAGAAGAAACCCAAAUACAAAAAUCCUCAUUAUUUUAACGAAAAUGAGCAUGUUACGACGAGCCAAGUCACUGCAUCUCCCUCACGUCUCCGAAACGUUGAGGAAAAGGUCAAGACAAUCUUUGAUAUCAACAUCAAUGAUAAAUUACCAGAAAUUAAAAUGGGAGACGAACUUCAAACAUCGCUAUUAAGCCAUCAAAAACAGGCUGUGUAUUUUAUGCUCUGGAAAGAGACAGCUCCUGCUUUUCAUGAGGAAGAUAUGCUUACCAGUACUUCGAUCUAUAAACCAAUAAAAAACGAACUUGGAGUUGUUAGUUAUCUAAAUUCAAUCACAAAGGAAAAGACCUGCGCAAGGCCCCAGGCAGUCCCUGGAGGCAUACUUGCCGACGAUAUGGGACUAGGAAAGUCGCUCACGACUCUUGCUUUAAUAACCGGCAGCCUCGACCAAGCACACUUGUUCACGCAGAGUACAAAUUACCAAUAUUACACUACGUUGAAUCGAGUCCGAAAACAUGCCAGGGCAACCCUGAUUGUUGCACCCGCAUCACUGUUAGAGAGCUGGAAAGAACAAAUACGCACUCACAUUAAACCCGGAGCAGUAAGUUUUUAUACAUACCACGGAGCACAGAAAGAUAUCAGCAUUGAGAAGCUCAUGGAUUUUGAUAUCGUUCUCACUACCUAUGCAACCAUAAGAGCCGAAGUUUUUUCGAAACAAGUCAACCAGUAUCGCCGGUCACCCCUGAAAGAGAUCAAAUGGUUCCGGAUGGUCCUUGAUGAAGCACAUAUAAUUAGGGAACACUCGACGCAACAGUCGAAAGCAGUCUGUAUGCUUGAAGCGCAACGCCGUUGGUGUCUUAGCGGCACUCCAAUACAGAAUAAGCUACAAGAUUUUGGAACACUUCUCCGAUUCCUACGUCUAUCGCCAUUUGAUGAGGAGGGUACAUUUUCCAAAUACAUUGUUCGACCUCUGAAAGAUGCAAACCCAGAGGGUUUGAGAUGCCUCUGUAUACUCAUAGGCUCCACCUGCUUAAGGAGGACCAAAGAUAUUCUUGAGCUACCACCGAAGAUUGAUCAAGAAGUAUAUAUCCACCUUGAACCUCCAGAAAGACGUCUAUAUGAAAUUUGCAAAAAGGAUUCGGCGAAUAUGAUCGAGCAAGCUCUCACUGAAAGCAGAAGUGGUUCCAGUUAUUUUAGUAUUCUGCAGUCUAUCCUUAGGCUAAGAUUGAUGUGUGACCAUGGAAAAGACCUAUUGCCCUCAAUGGUACAAAAUAGGCUGGAAGGAUACUCAUAUGCUGAUCACAUAAACCCACAAACCAGCUCGGAUAUCGAAAUGGAAGACUGCGUGCAGGAAGAAAGUCCGACUCAACAAAUUGCAAGCGAAUUUUUUGCGCCAAGAUGCGCACUAUGCAGCAAAACAAUCGAUGCGGCCGAAGCAGAAUCCGAAGCAACCUCUUCGCAAACUUGUCCCCACACCAUUUGUGACAGCUGUUUAAGACUACCUUACGGCGGACCGUCUACAAAGGUCAAGGCAUUAAUAAGGAACCUUCAGCUAGAUGCUGGAAAGGACAGCGAGGGUAAACCAAUUAAAAGUGUUGUAUUUUCUUGUUGGACGAAAAUGUUAGAUCUGGUAGCAAUUGCAUUAAACAAUGAACAAAUGAGGUUUUGUCGUGGAGCUGUUGGUUUAAACCUCACCGUCGCCUCUCGAGUACACCUUAUGGAACCCCAGUGGAAUCCAAUGGUUGAACAUCAGGCAUUGGACAGAGUACACCGGAUCGGCCAAAAAAAUGAAGUUGUUACAACCCGCUAUAUCGUGAAAAACUCCAUUGAGGAGUCCAUGUUGUCUUUCCAGAAAAGAAAGUUGGCUAUUGCAGGCAUUUUGACGUCUCAGACUCAAAAGUCCACAUCAAACCAGCACUUGAAGGAACUUCAAAAUCUAUUAAUGGCAUAG
Messenger RNA from Morchella importuna, 2883 nucleotides. RefSeq lists its product as uncharacterized. The record is from RefSeq and is a predicted model, not a curated record. The transcript has 14 exons. Gene Ontology annotation, molecular function: ATP binding; ATP-dependent chromatin remodeler activity. Lineage: Eukaryota; Fungi; Ascomycota; Pezizomycetes; Pezizales; Morchellaceae. The coding region runs from base 1 to 2883 and encodes 960 amino acids.